Messenger RNA from Rotaria sp. Silwood2, 1368 nucleotides. NCBI's taxonomy places the organism in Eukaryota, Metazoa, Rotifera, Eurotatoria, Philodinida, Philodinidae. The record is from the annotation of a GenBank genome assembly.
AUGCACACAUUUUAUCGUUUUUUCGUGCGAUCAACACGUAGUUCUAAAUAUCGUAAACAUUUAAUUGUUCUUAUAACGUUUGUAUCUUUCCUUGGGAUUUUUCUAUAUAUUCGAGAAGAAUAUAAUAUACGACAAGAAAAUAAUGAAGAAAAUAUUAUUUCAAGUAGCAAAGUAUUACCGACAGAUAAGCAACCAAAUAAAAUCAUAUCAUCGAAUUUAGAAAACUGUGCUUAUAAAAAUUGUCCAAAACUUCGUGAAGAUGUUAUUAAUGUGCAUGUUAUUUGUCAUACACAUUUAGAUCCCGGUUGGCUUAAUUCCGUUGACGGAUACUUUUUUGGUAUUGAACAUGGUCGUAAUAGUCAAAAGAACGGUCAAGCGUAUCGACAUAGUAUGGCAAGCGUUUUAACAAUAUUCAAUAAUGUGGUGAGUGCUUUACUUGAAAAUGCUCAACGUCGGUUUGUGAUGGUUGAAAUGUCAUUUAUAUGGCGUUGGUGGAAACGUUUAGAUGAAGAUUAUAAAAAAAUAAUACAAAAAUUAUUGAAUGAUGGACGUAUUGAUAUAGCUGGUGGUAGUUGGGUUUCAAAUGAUGAAGCUGUCAGUCAUUAUUCUGCAAUGAUUGAUCAAUGUACAUUCGGUUUUCGUUUUGUUAAAGAUGAAUUACGUAUUUGUUCACAACCUGCUGUUGCUUGGCAACUUGAUUUAUUUGGACAUGGACGAGAAAUCAAUUCUUUAUUUGCUCAAAUGGGUUAUGAUGCUAUUUUGUUUGGUCGUCUGGAUUAUCAAGAAAAAGAACAACGUACAGCUGAAAAAACAUUACAAAUGAUUUGGAAAGUAAAUGAAAAUGCUCCAAAGAAUGAACGGUGGUUAUUUACUGGAAUUCUUCCCAAUCUAUACCAUCCACCAGAAACAUUAGCCUUAAAAUCGGAUGUUGCAGGUAGUUUAUUGAGACCAUCUGAUGUUGAUACAAUACCAGAAUCAGCUAGUGUGUAUAGUAAUCGUUUGCUUCAAGAACUCAAAACUCAGCAACAAAAAUAUAAUAGCAACAAUAUAGCUGUUAUAUAUGGUGGUGAUUUUGAAUAUGAAGAUGCUACACAAUAUUUUCAAAAUAUUGAUGCUAUGAUUGAUACUAUUAAUAGUAUACAAAAUACCACGAGUGAUAAUAAGAAAUUCUAUGUACACUAUUCAACACCCACUUGUUUUGUGCAUGCUUUAUCACAAGAAAAACGUUCAUGGCCUGUACGUGAAGGUGAUUUUUUAUCAUAUGCACAUCGUGCACAUGCAUUUUGGACCGGAUUCUAUACAUCGAGACCAGGCAUCAAAUAUUAUGAACGCUCAUUAGGAGCUUUCUAUCAGGUGAAGUUGCUUUGA